Messenger RNA from Uloborus diversus, 1889 nucleotides. RefSeq names its product asparagine--tRNA ligase, cytoplasmic-like (gene AsnRS). Gene Ontology annotation, molecular function: asparagine-tRNA ligase activity; nucleic acid binding; ATP binding. The transcript is spliced from 16 exons. Gene Ontology annotation, biological process: asparaginyl-tRNA aminoacylation. NCBI's taxonomy places the organism in Eukaryota, Metazoa, Arthropoda, Arachnida, Araneae, Uloboridae. Gene Ontology annotation, cellular component: cytoplasm. The record is from RefSeq and is a predicted model, not a curated record. The coding region runs from base 1 to 1650 and encodes 549 amino acids.
AUGCUCAUCAAGUUUUUGGAAAUAUACAUUUCUGAAACUGGGUGUGAUGAACAAGGGGAUGGUACUGAUAAAAUGCCUUUUAAAAGUGUGCUAAAGGCUAUGCAUUAUGCUGGUAAAGAACCAUUCCCAAAGUUUUAUACAGAUUCAAAACAAGAAGGACAGAAGUGGGAACUUGUGUCUCAAUCACAAAUAAAGAAGGUGAAAAAGAUUUGGGUUCGAGAACAACAUAAAAAUGUUGACAAAGCUGAAAAAGAGAAAGAAGAUGCCGAAAGAAGGGAAAAGAAUUUAGAGGAGGCUAAAAAAAUUAUAAUUACAAUGGAUGACUCUUUAUCAGAACCUAUUCAGGUAAAAAUUCGUGACUGCACGUCUUAUCGAGGCAAGAGAGUAAAAGUGUUUGGCUGGGUACAUAGGUUACGCAGACAAGGGAAAGCAUUGAUGUUCAUCACUUUAAGAGAUGGGUCCGGCUAUUUGCAGUGUGUAUUGAAUGAUUUAUUAUGUCAAACAUAUGAAGCCCUUGUUUUAUCAACAGAAUCUACAAUUUGUGUGUAUGGUGUACUAAAUGCAGUUCCAGAAGGCAAAAGUGCCCCUGGUGGACAUGAAUUGCAGUGUGAUUAUUGGAAACUUGUUGGUGAAGCUCCUUCGGGCGGUAUUGACAAUGUACUUAACGAGGAAUCACAUGUUGAUGUGCAGUUGGACAACAGGCAUUUAAUGUUGAGAGGUGAAAAUCUCUCCAAAAUAAUGUUGAUUAGAUCUCAUUUAAUGCAAUGUUUUCGAGCUCAUUUUUUUGAUAAUCAUUAUGUUGAAAUUUCUCCACCAACUCUUGUGCAAGCCCAAGUUGAAGGCGGCUCCACGCUUUUUAAACUGGACUACUUUGGACAGGAGGCUUAUUUAACACAAUCUUCGCAGCUAUACCUAGAAACAAUUAUUCCAUCUUUAGGUGAUGCAUUUUGUGUAGCAAUGUCUUAUCGAGCUGAACAAUCUAGAACCAGAAGGCAUCUUGCUGAGUAUACUCAUGUAGAAGCUGAAUGUCCUUUUAUCACUUUCAAUGACCUUCUUGAUCGCCUUGAAAAUCUAAUCUGUGAUGUUUCUGAAAGAAUUUUAAAGUCACCUGUAGCUCACUUAGUUUAUGAAUUUAACCCAGAAUUCAAAGCCCCAAAAAAGCCAUUUCGUAGAAUGAACUACGCAGAUGCUAUUGAAUACCUCCGUGCAAACAAUAUAACAAAAGAAGACGGAUCGUUUUAUGAAUUUGGAGAAGAUAUACCAGAAAUGCCUGAAAGAAAAAUGACUGACAAAAUCAAUGAGCCUAUCAUGUUAUGCAGAUUUCCUGCUGAAAUUAAAUCAUUUUACAUGAGCAAGUGUCCUGAAGAUCUUCGCCUUACAGAAUCGGUUGAUGUUUUAAUGCCUGGUGUUGGUGAAAUAGUUGGAGGCUCUAUGAGGAUGUGGAAAUAUGAUGAACUGAUGGAGGGAUACCAAAAGGCUGGAAUCGACCCAAAGAAUUAUUAUUGGUACACGGACCAGCGCAAGUAUGGCAGUUGUCCUCAUGGUGGCUAUGGCCUUGGACUAGAAAGGUUCAUCACUUGGCUUUUGAACAGAUAUCACAUAAGAGAUGCCAUCCUGUAUCCACGUUUUGUAGACAGAUGUACUCCUUAAAUUAUUUUCUUAAUAAAAUAAGGACAUUCCAUACUCGGCAAUAAAUUCGAAAUAUAUUUCAAUAAUUUUACAUUUUAUCUAGUAAGCUAAUGUAAAGUAUACUGAAAAGUUUUAUAACUUACCUCAUUCUAUGUUAUUUAUUUGUCUUCCCAAUAUAUUUUUCAUCUCUUUUUGCAAAAAGGAAAAAAAAAUGUAAACAAACAUUUGCUUGAAAUAUUUUAUUAUCUAAUUAAAAGUUG